This is a messenger RNA of Stegastes partitus (bicolor damselfish), 758 nucleotides long. RefSeq names its product cytochrome c oxidase subunit 6A1 (gene cox6a1). Gene Ontology annotation, cellular component: respiratory chain complex IV; mitochondrial inner membrane. NCBI's taxonomy places the organism in Eukaryota, Metazoa, Chordata, Actinopteri, Pomacentridae. The coding region runs from base 213 to 539 and encodes 108 amino acids. The record is from RefSeq and is a predicted model, not a curated record. Gene Ontology annotation, molecular function: enzyme regulator activity. The transcript has 4 exons. Gene Ontology annotation, biological process: mitochondrial electron transport, cytochrome c to oxygen.
GGAGACUGUGGAGGGUUUCAGAAAGAACCUUCGAAGGUAGCUGCUGGGCUCCGGACAGGUCCAGACUCCACAGACCCUGAGACACACAGCUCUGCUCUGACUCGCUGCAGUUCCGUCUGUCGCCGUUCGGUGUCGCAGUGGAGCAGUACAAUUAGCCACGUGACUCCUCUACGAUACAAACUGCUUCCGGCACCGCGGCUCUCAGAAGGAAAAUGGCGGCUCUCGGACGAAUCUCUCAGACGCUGCUGAGGUCUUCUUUGACCCAGACCCGGCGUCAGAUGUCUGCUGCUGCUGCGGGACACGGCGAGCAAGCUAAAACAUGGAAGAUCCUCACGUUUGUGGUUGCCCUGCCUGGUGUUGCAGUCUGCAUGCUGAACAUGUACCUGAAAGAGCAGAAUCACAGCCAUGAGCAGCCAGAGUUUGUCCCCUACUCCCACCUACGCAUUCGCAGCAAGCGUUUCCCCUGGGGAGAUGGCAACAAAAGCCUGUUCCACAACCCACAUGUGAAUGCCCUUCCUGAUGGCUACGAGGAACAUUAGUAAACCUACCAGACCUCAUAACUGGCACGAGGACCAGUCCUCCCUCAGUCUUUGUUACAGGACCACACUCCCAUUUACAGUUUACCCUCUUCAGUUUUAUUGCGUUUACCCCUGUGCUCUCAAUAUGGGGCACCCGAACCAAUAGUUUCUUUUCUCUGGACCACUAUACAAAAUGUCAGCUUAAACUUAACAUAAAUAAAGUAACUAUUAUUACCUCAA